Molecule: messenger RNA, 2024 nt
Organism: Armigeres subalbatus
Lineage: Eukaryota; Metazoa; Arthropoda; Insecta; Diptera; Culicidae
Gene: ZnT86D
Product: zinc transporter 7
Exons: 4
Coding region: 282-1403 (373 amino acids)
Biological process (GO): intracellular zinc ion homeostasis; zinc ion import into Golgi lumen
Cellular component (GO): cytoplasmic vesicle; Golgi apparatus; membrane
Molecular function (GO): zinc ion transmembrane transporter activity
Source: RefSeq, a predicted model, not a curated record
AAAUUAGUUGUCAAUCGAUCCUCGGCAUUUGACAACGAAUCAACAUCGAGAGUUUGCCGAAAAAUACAUUUUCAGGAAAUUUCAUUCUCUUAUCUUGAUAAUGGAAUCGUUCAUUAGUUUCUAGCACUUAAGUUCCAGACAUGGAAUUUAUAUAGCUGCUUGAGUGGAUAAAAGUAAUAAUAUCCGGAUUUCAGGUUGGAAGCGAAAACCGCACAAUUGGAAGGCUUUUCAUUCAUCCCCCAGUGCCGGAAUUUAUCAAGGAGAAGAAAUUGCAAUUCAAGAUGCUUCCACUCACUCACAAAGACUCCCGCGGCUUCACGUACAAGGUGCGGGAAAAGCUUAACAGCUUGACCCGGUUGAUAUUCUCGGACAGAAAUUCGAGGAACCUGUUUCUGUUUUUGCUGCUCAAUUUGAGUUUUGCUUUCGUCGAGCUGAUGUACGGAAUAUGGACCAAUAGCUUAGGUCUGAUAUCUGAUUCAUUUCACAUGUUCUUCGACUGCACGGGACUGUUAGCAGGGUUGGCUGCAUCGGUCAUCACCAAGUGGAAGGCAACUGACAAAUACUCGUACGGUUAUGUUCGAGCGGAAGUGCUGGCCGGAUUCGUGAACAGUUUGUUUCUACUAUUUAUUGCAUUUUUCAUCAUGUCUGAAGCGGUGGAGCGAGCGAUUGAGCCCCCGGAGGUUAAGCACGAGCGUUUGUUUGUGGUUUCGGUCCUAGGAUUGCUGGUCAAUCUGGUCGGUAUUUAUGCAUUCCAGCAUGGUGGUCAUGGACACAGCCAUGGAGGCCAUGGCCAUAGCCACGGAGGUGGCGGACAUGGACACUCCCAUGGGGGUCAUAACGAUACACAUCACCUGUUAGCUAAUAAUCACGGGCAUGGACACAGCCAUGGGGAAGAUGAUCAUCACGGACAUAGUCAUGGGGCAGCGUCCAUCAAUAUGGAGCAACAAAUCGCGUCGAACAAUUCGCAGAUUAUGCGGGGAGUCUUUUUGCACAUAUUGGCCGAUACACUGGGUUCUGUGGGAGUCAUUAUUUCGGCAGUCCUGAUGCAGUUGUUUGGUUGGAUGCGAGCGGAUCCAAUCUGCAGCAUAUUUAUAGCGCUAACAAUCGGCUUGAGUACUUUGUCGUUGAUUAAAGAAUCAGUGAUGGUGCUGAUGCAACGUCAACCGGUGGCGUUGGAUCGCAUGUUGCCACAAUGCUACCAGAAGGUAACGGGCCUCGCUGGAGUCUAUAGCGUGCAGGAACCACACUUCUGGACCCUAUGCAGUGAGGUUUACGUGGGAGCCAUUAAGCUGGAGGUGUCCAAAAACGUGGAUCCUCGCUAUGUUGUUCAGCACACGCGGAUGAUCUUCGAAGCAAUUGGAGUUCGACAAAUCUACAUCCAGCUCGACUAUGCCGCAAUGUGAUAAGUUGGCUGUGUGAGAUAGCGAAAUCGAAAUCAUCUCUUUUGCAAUCCGCAGGCAACCUUGAUGGUUCUGACCAAUUUCUGCUAUGAUAAAAACCGGAUGAUCUUCUCCAAUAAAUUUUCCAGCGAUGUUCAUGAUUCUGAUAACAACUUCAAACAAGAAUAAAUCAAUUUUACUGCUCUUAUAUUUAUACGAUUAAAUCCUACUCACAGACAUACUACAUUGAAAUAUCAAUUUGAUUAUGUUUAAUAAAUCAGAAGGCACAUGGUUCUACUAGGGUGUGCUGAAGUGAUGAAAUACGAGGACAAACACCUAGAUUAGGGUAUGUAUUUAUAAGUACUAGUAGGCAUUAUUGACUCACCAUGUAUACACCUAUAUGGGCUAGAAUCAAUAAUUAUUAUUAAUUACAAGUUCGACUCGAUGACAUUUUGAAAUUUAAUGUUUUAACAAGUUUAAACAUAUUGUCAGACACACACACCUCAAAAUUUACUGCUAGUUUUUAUCAAAAUGUGCAUGAUCUAGUUCUUCACUAUCGUGAAAAGAAAUUCUAUAAGUUCUACGAACAAUCUAUGAUAAUGAAAUACAUAUACAGUUAAUAAUUAUAAUAGUUUGUUAUUGUAA